AGUUAUCAUAACACACAACCCCUUCAUCCCCCACACCCACACUCCACACACAUUGUACAUUGGUGUGCUUUGUGUUUGCCUUGCCAAAAAACUAAGGGAAAGAUGGGAAGUAUUAGUGUGGUUGGUGUUUUGGUAACAAUCCUUGCAUUGUGUUGUGUGAUACCAAGCUUGGCCACCGAUUAUACGGUCGGUGACUCAUCGGGCUGGACGACGAGUUAUGAUUAUAGUACAUGGACUAGUGGGAAGACCUUCGCCAUCGGCGAUAAUCUUGUUUUUGACUAUGCAGGAGGACAUUCAGUGGAUGAGGUGACUCCAAGUGACUACAACAGUUGUAGUGUGGGGAAUUCUCUUAGCACAGAUAGCAGUGGAUCCACUAAAAUUACUCUCAAGACACCAGGAACCCAUUAUUUCAUUUGUGGAGCUUAUGGUCACUGUUCUAGUGGGAUGAAGUUGGCUGUUACUGUGGCAGGAGGAGAGGAAUCCACAACACCAUCAACUAGCACCAACCCUCUUAUCACCUCUCCCACCACCACAACCGCCUCCUCCUACACAAACUCAUCUCCAUCCACUCUUUCUCCACCAAUUGCUAUAUUAUUCACUUGUCUAGCAGUUUUUAAGUUUAUUCUCCUUCUCUCCUAAACCUAAACUAUAUAGGCACCUUGGCCAGGAUAGGGGCAGUGCUUCUCUCUCUCUCUCUCUCUUGAUGUUGUAGGUUGGAGGGAUGUUUUGCAUAGCAUUUUUCUUUCAAUAGUACUAUGGAACUUACUUAGGAUGUAAUAAAGAACUUUGGGUUUAAUUUUAAUAGCUUGUGUUUGGGACUA
This is a messenger RNA of Macadamia integrifolia, 821 nucleotides long. Its product is annotated as blue copper protein-like. Bases 103 to 639 code for a protein of 178 amino acids. The transcript has 2 exons. Gene Ontology annotation, cellular component: plasma membrane. Gene Ontology annotation, molecular function: electron transfer activity. The record is from RefSeq and is a predicted model, not a curated record. NCBI's taxonomy places the organism in Eukaryota, Viridiplantae, Streptophyta, Magnoliopsida, Proteales, Proteaceae.